Quercus lobata is the source of this 627-nucleotide messenger RNA. RefSeq names its product thymidylate kinase-like. NCBI's taxonomy places the organism in Eukaryota, Viridiplantae, Streptophyta, Magnoliopsida, Fagales, Fagaceae. Gene Ontology annotation, molecular function: dTMP kinase activity; nucleoside diphosphate kinase activity; ATP binding. The record is from RefSeq and is a predicted model, not a curated record. The transcript has 4 exons. Gene Ontology annotation, cellular component: cytoplasm; nucleus; mitochondrion. Bases 26 to 427 code for a protein of 133 amino acids. Gene Ontology annotation, biological process: dTTP biosynthetic process; dTDP biosynthetic process; dUDP biosynthetic process.
ACUUGUACUCAGUUGCCUGUAAUGCAUGCGCAGAUCGUUGAUGGAAACUAAAUUAAAAACUGGAACAACGCUCAUUGUUGACCGUUAUUCGUACUCUGGGGUUGCUUUCUCCUCUGCCAAAGGACUUGACCUUGAAUGGUGUAAGGCACCAGAGAUUGGGUUGCUAUCUCCAGAUCUGGUACUUUACCUUGACAUACAACCAGAGAAAGCUGCAGAGAGAGGAGGAUAUGGAGGUGAGAGAUAUGAGCAGCUCGAGUUUCAGAAGAAAGUUGCCAAAUGCUAUCAAGUCCUCCAUGAUGCCUCUUGGAAGAUAAUUGAUGCCUGCCAACCAAUAGAAGAUAUUGAGAAACAACUGCAAGAAAUUGUAUUGGAUUGUGUCAUGACAUGCCAGAAAGGCAAACCCCUUUCCAAUCUUUGGUCAGGUUAACUCUUGCAGCCUCUUAUUGUUAUUUAUUUCCCUUCACUAUGGAAAGGGAUUAUGCAUUUGUAUCUCUGCAAACUUGUCCAAGAAUUUUUGAACACCUUUGUAUGGGUUUAAAAUUCUGGUAGUGUUUUACGAUCACUUUCAGCCCUUGUUUUAAUGACAAAGGAGGUCUCUGAAUUUAAUAGUUGAAUUAAAUUGUGAAA